AUGGAGCUGAACAGACUGCUCCUCCUCACAUCCUUCCUCCUGCACGUGAAAGAGGACCGUGCCAGCCCGACGCGGCUGGUCUGUGACAACAGGCUUAUCCAGAAGUACAUCAUGGAGGCCAAGGACAUGGAAAAGAGAGUGGGCCAGUGCCAGGCCCUGCCUGCACUCAGGUGCCCUGCAGUGCUGCCCUUGGUGGACUUCACUUUCCUGCAGUGGAAAUCCAAAUCGAACGAGACCAAGCGGCGGGAGAUCCUGUGUGACCUGGCCCUGCUGGUGGGUGCUGCGGCAGGGGCCCAGGGCCAGGUGAGCGACGAGUGUGGGGCCAGGCAGCUGAGCCAGCUUUACCGACACGCCAACUCCUUCUUCCUGCUCCUGCAGAGCUUCAGCUGGGAGGCAGGACACUGGGAGCCGAGCUGCUCCCCACACUCCAUGGAGCAGACCCACAUCUCCAGCAUUUUCCUCACCUACCGGCAGCUGGUACAGGGCAAGCUGCGCUUCUUCUUCUCUGACCUGGCCAAGGUCUUGUGCAAGCAAGGUCAGGGGGACAGCAGAGACCCUCCAUGCGGGGCCCGGUGAGGCUGCACAC
This is a messenger RNA of Lonchura striata (white-rumped munia), 586 nucleotides long. Lineage: Eukaryota; Metazoa; Chordata; Aves; Passeriformes; Estrildidae. The record is from RefSeq and is a predicted model, not a curated record.